UCUGAAGUUAUUUUUUUCUCAUAGGGCUGUAAUCCUAGCUGCUUAACCCUUUUUCAUGUUCACUUAAUGCUGUCUUCCUUGGCAUCAUCAUUUUGAGUAAAAUCGUGUCUACGGAGGUUGGAAUAAUGACUUCUUUAUGAGACCUUUUGAUGUCUCUCGGGAUUCCAGUUCCCUACCAUUUUAAUGGAGUUUGAGCCUCUAUCUUGACCCGAUCCAAAAACAGAAAAAGAAAAGAAGUAUCGUAUGUAAAUCAUGUUACGUAUGGAGCUCAUGGAAGGGCUAACAAGCCAUAGGCGUUAACUUUGAAGGAAAUUCUACGCGUCAUUGUAUCAUUUGCCAACAGCUAAUUAAGGAAUUCCAAUCCCGCCAUUAUAUAUAUCUCGCUCUGGCGGCCUCCUUGCUUAAUUCCCCUAAUGCCUGGAGUCUGGCGUCAUAUAUGUAAGAAUACAAACAGUUUGAUUUGAUCUUUUCUUUUUCUUUUUUCUUUUUUUUUUUCAUUUUUCAUGGGAAGCAGAAGAUCGAAUACUUCGACACGGCCUAUGGGAUGAGGAUUCUAUAGAACAUAUAUAGGGGUUGAGUAUCGUGAAGAAUACACGUAUAAUUUGUAUCAAAUGCGGUUGGCCUUUUCCUCGUCCAAGUGCAAAACAAAGACGAUCGAGCACACGUACAGAAAGAUUUCUUCCACCGACUGUCGUGAAGUUUACUCUCCUCAUGCAGAGACUGAGGCAUAUGAACCUUAUGAUUCUCGAAAUGCUGUAUCGCAAAACUUCAUGCUAGAAAACUGUGUCACAAGUGAUGAUCAUAGUUUUGCAGAUCCUGAGGAUGCCAAGCAGCGGGUUGUUCAAAAUAUGGAGAUGAUUGGGGGUGACAAUGCUGGUGACCAUGAAGAUCAGGAUAAAACUUCAUGUGAUGAUGCUAGAGGCAAAAUUAAGAAAGAAGCUGCUAUACCACCAAACAUACUGCUAGAAAAUGCUACAAUAUUAGUCGGAUAUUCUGAUUUUGCUCCAGCUGAUCAUGUUGAAGUUAAUCAAACAACUGAAUUGAAUGCUGGUAAUGAUGAAAAAGACAAGAUUGAAAAAUGUGAUAUGGCUGGAAAUGAAUGCAAGGAAGUAGCUGAUCUAGAGGCACACAAAAAUCAUCUAUCUGAAUCGGUGGCUGUUGUAGAGAAUGGAACAGAUAAUGAAUCUGCAAGAAACUUGGGAGACAGUACUCAACCAAAACAUUACACAAGGUCCGUUUCUGAGAUUGAGGUUGUUGUGGAAGACAGCACGAAUGAUUCGAUUAGAAACUUGGGACAAAAUGAACACAAUCAUCGUUGUAAUUUUCCUUCCGAGAUUGAGGUUGUUGCAGGGGAGGAUGGAAGGGAAGAAUUUAUAGGAAACUUAGGAGAAACUGAACUAAUACAUUACGAGGCCGAGAAAGAACCGAUACAUUAUAAAAAUACUACGUGCGAAAUUGGGGUUGUUGUGGUGGAUCAUGGAAUGAAUGGAUCUCCGAGGAAAUUGAGACAAAUUGAGUCAAACCAGUACCAAAGUUCUGCUGCUGAAAUUGAAGUUGCUGUGGAGGAUGGAACAGAUAAUUCUGAGAGGAUCCAGCCUGCAAAGAUCGGAUCAAAACCUUUGGAAAACGUAGUAGGAACUAAUUCUACCAAAAACCUUCCCCAGAACAAAAAUUUUCAGGAAGGAAUAAAGGAAGUUGAUUUCGACAACUGUGAGAUACAGGAAGAGUGCUCAUGUGCUGAUGAAAGCGGUGUGGUGGCUCAAUUAAGCCGUAGUGGUGAUGUUGAGUUAUCACAAAAUCUCUCUCCAAAACCGACUUUGGAAGAGCUUUUGAGAUUUGCAGCGGAAGAGGAAUCUUCAGCUCAAAAUACUGCAGUGGUCAUGAAUACGAGAGACUUCGAUUCAUGGGAUCUUUGGGGCAAUAGUUACAAGUCUUCAGGAUAUGAAGGUCUCUACUCCCAAAAAAAAGGCACAGCAGUUGAGCAAUAUCAUGGGGACAUGUUGGAUGAUUAUGAGCGUAGAACUUGUACACCGUUAUUUCAAGUCAAAGACAGGAGCAACAACAUAGUUAACAAGCCACAAUGGAGAAAGGCUAUUGAUGGUAUUUUGGGCAAGUUUAGAAGCUUGCGUAAGAGGCAACCAAAUCCUUUGGGAGGAAUUCUGGAUGAGGUUGAUCUCAAAAGCUUACUGAAAGCUGCAAACUCAAAGAGGUGUAAGAGAGAGAACAUCAGCUCAAUCAUCAUGCGGAAAACAUUCUGGGGACGAUUAGCAUGUUGCUCUUCUGCCAGUACCGGAUCAGCAAUUAGAAGCCAUAAAAGAAAAAAGCCAAAGGAAUGGCAAUUACAGUUGCAAAGAUAUGUUUCAGAAUACUCCCCUGCUUGGUAAUAAUUAACACAAGAGACUUGGGCCCUUUUCUUUUAUUCUUUUCUCUUCGGUUUAAUUACUAAUGUUAAGACAAUUGCAUCUGCUACCUCAGAAGGAAGACGUGCACCUGAGAAGAAUUCCAGCAACGCCUAGAAGGCUUUAGAAAGGGAAUAUUCUGAAUGACGUGUACCAAUCAUUUGUUUUUGGUUGUUAUGAAAAAGUCUAUAAAUAUAGACUCUGAUUGUACUAAGGAUACAUGGGAAAUGGAAAGAAUUCUAAAGCCAGAGGGAUUUCUUCAUUUUGUCGAGUGCUUGUUGUGCUUUACUUUCUCUGUUUUAUUAUGGCAUCCACAGCUUGGCAAAGGCUCACGCCUGCAACUCAUCUUCCUCCUUUUUUUUCCUUCUUCUUCUUAUCUUAUGUUCUCAUGGAGUCUACCGACCCUCCUUCUGUCAACACAGAACCUCCUCCUGUCAACACACAGUCCAUUACACCAUCACCUCCUCACCACCCCUCCAUUGUCACUGCGGCCCCUCAUUCCGUCACUAUCAAGCUUUCCUUAGAUAAUUUCUUGCUAUGGAAAGCCCAGAUAGUACCUUUUCUCAAGGGACAUCAGCUCAUUGGCUAUGUCGACGGAUCUAUUCCCUCUCCCGCUCCCACUCUAAAUAACGCUCCCAACCCCGAAUAUCAGCGCU
This is a messenger RNA of Carya illinoinensis, 3055 nucleotides long. RefSeq lists its product as uncharacterized. The transcript is spliced from 5 exons. NCBI's taxonomy places the organism in Eukaryota, Viridiplantae, Streptophyta, Magnoliopsida, Fagales, Juglandaceae. The coding region runs from base 612 to 2384 and encodes 590 amino acids. The record is from RefSeq and is a predicted model, not a curated record.